Messenger RNA from Pristis pectinata (smalltooth sawfish), 1734 nucleotides. RefSeq names its product zinc finger protein 16-like. Lineage: Eukaryota; Metazoa; Chordata; Chondrichthyes; Rhinopristiformes; Pristidae. The transcript is spliced from 2 exons. The coding region runs from base 545 to 1429 and encodes 294 amino acids. The record is from RefSeq and is a predicted model, not a curated record. Gene Ontology annotation, molecular function: RNA polymerase II cis-regulatory region sequence-specific DNA binding; DNA-binding transcription factor activity, RNA polymerase II-specific. Gene Ontology annotation, biological process: regulation of transcription by RNA polymerase II.
GCGCAGUGCGGGCGCGAGCAGCCGUUGGCCGGGCGACCGUCCGCCGCGCGCCCGUGACCGGCGGGAGGGGACCGGACCGGCCGCUGCCGCGCAUGCUCGCCGUCCCCGCCACCGAGAUAGGGCGGUCCCCCGGACCCGGGGCCGCUGGGGAAUCGAAAGCGGAUGUCUUGCAUUCCGGGAAUUUCCACCCAAGCAUCACAUUGAACUGUUCCGCGGAUCUGCAUAGGCCCGUCGUUACCCCUUUGACCUCUGAAAGAGCAGAAACAACGAUCGGCUCCUCAGUCUCUGGGUGGACGCGCCCGGUGCUUCUGUGAGCGCCCGGGUACAGAGACGUCGACCGGAGCAUUGACCUGACUGGAGAACAUUCUGCCCGCCCUUCCGUCCCCACCGGCCAGGACAGAACACAGCGUCGGAGGUCGGCUGGGGAGAGAGCAGCCGGACGUCUGCCUGACCAAGGUGGGAGGCCACGGACCGGCUGACCGUCCCGAAAGCGGGAAGCGGACACUCGUGCGCCCCCCCGAUCAGGUCCCGGCCCUGCUCGAGAAUGCUGCCGCCUUCACCCCGGGUGAAACCGUUCCGCUGCUCGGACUGCGGGAAGGACUUCAGGCGCUCCAACGACCUGAUCACGCACCAGCACGUCCACACGGGCGAGCGGCCCUUCGUCUGCGCCGAGUGCGGCAAGGGCUUCACUCACCCGACCUACCUGGCGAACCACCGGCGGGUGCACACCGGGGAGCGGCCCUUCACCUGCUCGGCCUGCGGCAAGGGCUUCGCCCAGUCCUCGGCCCUGCUGCGGCACCGGUGGGUCCACACAGGUGAGCGGCCCUUCGCCUGCGCCGAGUGCGGCAAGGGCUUUGCCGACCCCUCCCACCUGCUCGACCACCGGCGGCUCCACAGCGGCGAGCGGCCCUACGCCUGCCCUGUGUGCGGCAAGGCCUUCGCCCUGUCGUCCUCCUUCCUCCGGCACCAGUCCACCCACGCAGAGGACAAGCCGUUCGCCUGCUCGGCCUGCGGAAAAGGCUUCACCUGCAGCUCCAGUCUGGUCACCCACCAGCGGGUGCACACCGGCGAGCGCCCCUUCGCCUGCCCCGACUGCGGCCGGGGCUUCAGCCGCUCCUCCCACCUGGCCACCCACCAGCGCACCCACACGGCGGAGAGGCCCUUCGCCUGUCCGGCCUGCGGUAGGGGGUUCACCCUCCCGGCCAACCUGCUGAGGCACCAGCGGGUCCACACCGGGGAGAGGCCCUUCGUCUGCCGGGCCUGCGGCAAGGCCUUCGCCCAGUCCUCUAACCUGCUGCGGCACCAGCGGGUCCACAGCGGCGAGCGGCCCUUCGCCUGCCCCGAGUGCGGCAAGGGCUUCGCCCAGUCCUCCCAUGUCCUGAGGCACCAGCGGGUGCACGCCGGCAGCGGGGAGCGGGGUUUCAAGUAGGCCCGUGAUUAUUGCCAGCACGGCUCGGGUCUGUUCUGUUAAUGGCAUUUCUCCCCUUUCCUCUCCUCUCCUCUCCUGUUCCUCUCCCUCCCCUCUCCCUCACCGCCCCUCUCACCUAUCCUCCCCUCCCCACCCCCUCCCCUAUUCUCCCCUCCCCACCCCCUCCCCUAUUCUCCCCUCCCCACCAUGACUGCGCUGGGCUAGAGUUUCGCAUCCUGGAUCUGUGCUGAAAUAAAUUGGUUUGGUUUUAAACACGGUCCUCCAGCCCUUAAGUACCUCCCAGGACGGAGGGAGACACACACACA